Neurospora tetrasperma FGSC 2508 is the source of this 1278-nucleotide messenger RNA. RefSeq lists its product as uncharacterized. The record is from RefSeq and is a predicted model, not a curated record. The transcript is spliced from 2 exons. The coding region runs from base 217 to 900 and encodes 227 amino acids. Lineage: Eukaryota; Fungi; Ascomycota; Sordariomycetes; Sordariales; Sordariaceae.
CCCUUGUUCAACUCUGAACUCAAAUACCAGCCAUCUCUCUCCUCUCGACUCAUCUUCUGUCUCUGUCCUUUCAUACUCUCAAUCCUCGCACCUCUUCGACAUCAAAUAGCCAUCCGGUGAAGCACUCGACACAGCUUUCCGAAUCGGGAAAUCAUUCAUACUGUGUAAUACAUAUCAACACCACACAACCAACCAACCACAACAACAACAUCAAUCAUGUCGAGAAUCGCGGCUCCCGUCACAAAACUCACCAGGUCUUUGAGCACAUCUCCUGCUGUUGCCAAGCCUAGCUUUAUCCUCAAUGCCACCAGCAACGUCAGCAGGACUGAGAGUCUUGAUGCCCGCACUCCUCGCAAGGUUCCCCUGAUGCAAGGCUUCCGUACCUCGGCCCCUACCAACGCCUCCAUCAACCCCUCCUUCUUCGCCAACGGCAUCGACGCCGUCGUCCUUCCCAACCUUGCCGCCAUAGAAUCCAGCCAUGCCUCUGCUUUCCACCCCACCUACUUUGACACCAUCCGCGUCCCCCUGCUCCCAGACAACAAGACCCCUCCUCCCCCCACGGUACAGCGCAUGCCGCUCUUUGACGAGCUAAAACCCGAGCAGCGCGGCGAGAUGGCCUCUGAGGGUGACGCCGACCUGAUGGCCAGCAAGCCCGCUGUCGCCGUCGUCGCCAACAAGCCCGGCCAGGUGCUCCCCGCCUCGCUCAGCCAGGAGGUUGUCGAUUUGGACAACUGGACUGGUGCUGACUGGGUCAGCCUUGGCUUUGUCCGUGACAUUGCGCGCGACGAGGCUAAGGCGCAAGAGGAGCAGGCUGGUAGCCAGGGUAUGAUUAGGGAUCUGUGGAGUGGUAUGGUGGAGGAUGUGUUUGGCGCUCGUGCUAAAGGUGGCUCUAAAGCUUGAUGUUCUCUCUCUCGCUCUCCACUAAACGCGAGAACAUUUCAUUGAGUUUUUGAUCACUGGAGCGAGCGGUAAUGGGUUUGACACAUGGUCAUGGGUUUCCUUUUUUUGCAUAUGAGUACCUCUAUGUACACGACUGGGUCUCUUGUUGUUUGGUUUUGGGCGGAGCAGGUGUUUUGGGUCCUUUGCUUGUUUUCUUACUGUUUUCUUUCCUUAUUACGAUAUGUGGAAGACUGGCGACAACGUCUCAGUAGUCUUGUCUGUCUUUUGGAUAGUCAUUACCUACUACCCUACGAGCGAAUCACUCGUGGGCUCGCUGACUCGAUAACGAAAUUGAGAAAGGCUAGAGCCUCGAAAUUCAUCAUCACUUAACAAUUUUUC